GGGGGGGGGAUUUAAACAAUGUAAGGAGGGACAUGAUGACUUCCCUUUUACGCUUACUAUGGCGCUUUUACCACAUGUGCCACAAAUGUCUAUUAUUUACCUAAAACCGGAAUUUUAACUUUUACUACCUUGCGUUUUUUGUUUUUAUCUAUAUUUCCAAUGCUUUUGCUGUAGUGGUCAUCUGCGUUUAAAUAUUAAUUUUAUAUUUUUUGUUCCAGAAAGAUUUGCAUCACUGUAGGAUAUUGGUUAAGGGCCUCUACCAUUACAAUCCCAAUGUGUAACUAAGUAAUAAGUAUUAAUCACAAGGCCCAUUGUUAAACAUGAACAAUCGGGGGCAGUGUGUUAAAGGGACAAUCAAUAGAAGAUGACUUGCUUUCAGUGUGGCCAUGGGGAGACGGCUAUAGUUUAGUUCGUUAUUUUUCUUGUAGCCGAUAAGAGGAAGUGUUUAGGGAACAACACCUGCCUUGAGCAACAAAAGGGGUUGGGCACACCGUGACUUCCCCUCGCGUUCACUGUGAACACUCACGGCAGUCUGCUUUCAAAUCCUCCCUCUCCUUUCUUAUAAGCCAUAUAAUAUAUAUAUUAUAUGUUAUAUUAAUUAUAUUAACGAAAUGCAACUUUUCUUUUCGAAGCAUGACGAAUCUGGGCUUUUUCUGUAUGCACACACACAGAAUGGCAUAUUUUAAGAUUGUCUGAAUCUGUGACGGGAUUCUGGACGGGGGGAGAAACGGUGAAAGCAUGACGUCUGAGAGAAAUAGCAAAGCCCUGAAGGUCAAGAGGGAGUGCGGCGAGAACGUGCCCAUCCUUUCGGACAGCGAGCUCAUGUCGCUGUCGGUGCGCGAGCUCAACCUCCACCUGCGCGGGCUCUCCCGCGAGGAGGUGCAGAAGCUGAAGCAGCGCCGGCGCACCCUGAAGAACCGGGGCUACGCCGCCAGCUGCCGCGUGAAGCGGGUGUCCCAGCGCGAGGCCCUGGAGCAGCAGAAGAAGGAGCUCCAGCGGGAGGUGGAGCGGCUGGGCGCCGAGAACGACGGCAUGCGCCGGGAGCUGGAGGGGCUGGGCGCGCGGCUGGCCGCCCUGCAGCGGUUCGCCCGCGGGCUGGAGUCCGGCGGGGGCAACAUCCUGGCCACGGCGCCGCGCCUCAACACGGCCUCGGUCAUCACCAUCGUCAAGAGCCCCGCCCAGCCGCAGACACAAAGAGAGCAGGGGGGCUCCUAGGAGCAGGAGGAGGAGGAGGAGCUGGAAUGGAACAAGGAGAGGGAUACCCCGAGCUCACGCUCACACUCACACACGCUCACACUCACACACGCUCACACUCACACACGCUCACACUCACACACACAUAUACACACACACACGCACACACGCGUGCAGAGAUACACGGCGAGGAGGAGGGAGGCGGACGAUACAAAUGAUAAGCACUUACGAAAAAACGCACUUCAUAUUCAGUUGUAGUGAUCUCAGGCUCCGUCGAAACACACAGCACUUGUACACACAUGCAUACAUACACAUACACACACACACACACGCGCACACAUCUCCCAGUCAUUCCUGGCUUGACCCGUGGGCCGGGGCGGACUCAAACAGAGGCCACGCAGCUGAGCUCCCGCGUCCCAUCCCUUGACAACGCCGAUCGUGCCGCCAGCGCUCAUGUUUGUCCCUGUGUGUACGGCCAUCUGUACGGCUGUGGUCUCUGUCUCGUUUAUCUAACCGCUCCCCCCCCCCUCCCACGCACCCCGUAGAACAACAACAACAAUACAGCUGGAGAGAGGGCAGACGUCUCGGUCAACGCCUCCUCCUCUUUGCUCGUCACCGUCUGCGAUCCCCACUCCCUCGUGUGUCCACAGAUCCGUCUGGGUCAACUAGUCAUUUUGUUGCUACAGGGCUGAAAAAGGGGGUGGGGUGGGGUUGUGUACUUUUUUUAGACAGUUUUGGUGUGUGUCUUUUUUUUGUUUUUUUCAAAUACAGACAGGAAUGAAUACCGACUCGCUGAAUACGGACCAGACUAUGCGCUUCAGUUUCCCCACACACUGUACAACCAUUCUCUCGCUGUCAGUGUGUCUCAGUAGUCUCUUCUAGUUUGGGUUGGACAAGCAAUACUCAGUGGUGAAGGAAUGGGUGAAGGAACCGUUGAGAAGGAGGGUUUGAUUCAUGGAUUGCCCAAUAUUUUCUUUUGUUUUUUGUUUCAAGAGGUCCAGACCACAAAUUCGUUCUGUGUUUAUAUGUAUGGAGUCUAGUAUUGUCCAAGUGCUGAUUCAUUGUACUCCCUUUCACUGUCCAUAGGUAUUACUGUGCUUUUAAUUGUAUGUUUAGUCUGUUGUGGCUUUUGUAUUUAAAACUAAACUAAACGAAAACGUAAUUAUCUUGGACGGAUGUUGGUCAGUAAGUGACGGCCGCCAUUGAAAUAUGAAGCACUGCGUCAUGCUAAAAGUUAUGCUGAAUCAGAGCAAAAACGGUCCCAAAUUACCAUUUUUCUUUUCUGGUUUGUUUCUUUUUCGAAUCUUUGUAAUUACCUGCGAAAGACGACAAUGUCGAGAGACAUUUACCAGAGCUAUAAUCUAUAUUUUAUUUGUAUUUAAAAUGGAUAUUAUAAAAAAAAGACAAGCUAAUGAGUGCUGUGAUGUUAUGUUUGUUUUUUUGAAAGUACUUGCGAUGUAUGACUAGUUUGGGAUUAUUCUCACCUCUAAUAAUUGUACUUUGACUAAAGAUGAUUACUAUAACUGUUUUGUUUUUUUUAUUACAAAAUGUUAACUGUUAUGAGCAGAGUAGAAAAUGCUAAAUGCCAAUGGCCAUGUUUGCUGUAUGUGGACUUUUUACUUGGUGUGCGCAUAUUUGCCACGUUUGUCCUGAUUUCAUAGUGGCGUCUUGUGGGGAAACCAUUAUUUAAGUACUGAGGUGAUUUAUGAUGUGUAAGUUUGUUUUUGUUUAUUUAUGGAGAAAAAAAAAUUAAGGUCUUUUCUGAAUUGGCAUGACAGCAAGGUCAUGGGGAAAGUUGAACGGUGAACAAAAUGUCUCGGGAUUGCGAAGAGGGGAAAGAUGGAAUGAGGGUUGAAAUGAGGAUGGUGGAACGCGUUGAGGCGGCAGGAAAAAGGUUAGAGAAUGUGAGGAAGAGAUGACAUGAUGUAGAAAGGUGUAAUGGAGGUGGUGCUUAAUUCACUAGAAAACCUUAAUCUGUUGUCUUUCAGUAAAAACUGCUACCCAAGCUCCGCUAGGCUGGGAGGGGAGGACUGGGCCUUUCGAAUAGGGCUAGCAAUAUGACGUUGGAAAGCAGGCAUUGCAACACAUUAUAGUGUGUUGUCAGAUACUCCUUAUUAUAUAUAUGUAAGAGGCGUAUAUUUAGCUAUAUUGAUAUCAGAUGUUGCAUAGCAUUUAUUCUCAGUAAUAUUUUGUCUCAGAUCUGUCAAAUUGUGCUGGAUGUUUUGUAAUACUGCAAAACGAAAAAGAUGGUCUUUGUAUUUAUUACAUGUAUUUUUUCAAUGGUAAAAAAACUUAAAGUACAUUGUCUAUUUUAUAUAUUAAUAAUUAAAAUAAAUGUUGUAUAUAUUGUA
Messenger RNA from Gadus macrocephalus (Pacific cod), 3545 nucleotides. It is a transcript of the gene maff, whose product is annotated as v-maf avian musculoaponeurotic fibrosarcoma oncogene homolog F. Bases 739 to 1215 code for a protein of 158 amino acids. Gene Ontology annotation, molecular function: DNA-binding transcription factor activity, RNA polymerase II-specific; RNA polymerase II cis-regulatory region sequence-specific DNA binding. The transcript has 3 exons. Gene Ontology annotation, cellular component: nucleus. NCBI's taxonomy places the organism in Eukaryota, Metazoa, Chordata, Actinopteri, Gadiformes, Gadidae. Gene Ontology annotation, biological process: regulation of epidermal cell differentiation; regulation of transcription by RNA polymerase II. The record is from RefSeq and is a predicted model, not a curated record.